GCGUGGUGAGGAUCAGGGUUCUCAAACAAUUUCCGUCCAUCCAUGGAAAAUAAUCACUCAGUUCAGACUCCAUUGCUUUCUCCUGCAGCUGUUGAAAGUGGUGAUACCAAGAAGACCUCCAUUUUUGUAUCGGCUACUAAAUGGACUCUCAAGUCCUUGAUUUGGGUGAUUUUCAUUGCAUGGGUAGCUGUAAUAUUUCUGCUGCCGGCAGAAUUUUUCAAUGACUUGCUGUUCCGAAGAUGGAUUCGUGCAACCGAAGGAACCCCUUUUGGAAUUACAGGAAGCAUUUUUCUAUUGUUAAGCGGUCCAAUUCUUAUUAUUUCGUUCCUCGCCAUUGCUCACCUAAUCGUUUCUGGGGAGGAGAAGCUUCACGAGAAGAAGAAUCCCAAGCGGCCAAGUUUCCGACUAUGGACAUUUCCCGUGCUAGUGGACGGACCAUUCGGGGUUGUUUCUGCUACGGAGUUCAUUGGGAUUGUCCUGUUUUCAGCAUAUGUUAUAUGGGCUGUUUAUGCUUACACCGUGAGGGCCCUUGAAUUUGUGUCCGACCAGUUUUACUUUAAAUCAAAGAGCAUAAUAAUGUUGGAAAUUCUGGGGCUUCGCCUUGGUUCGAUUGGAUUAUAUUGCCUAGCAUUUUUAUUUCUUCCAAUUUCAAGGGGUUCUGUUCUUCUCCGCCUUAUAGAUAUCCCUUUUGAGCAUGCUACAAGAUAUCAUGUAUGGCUGGGACACCUGACCAUGGUGCUUUUUACUCUUCAUGGACUUUUCUAUGUCAUAGCAUGGGCAAUGGAUGGCCGACUAAUGCAAGAAUUGAUUCAGUGGAAAGAUAUUGGUGUUGCUAAUCUUCCGGGAGUUAUCAGCCUUAUAGCUGGUUUGCUGAUGUGGGUGACCUCUUUUUCUCCAGUGAGGAAAUGGAAUUUUGAGUUGUUCUUCUACACUCAUCAAUUAUAUGUGGUCUUCGUUGUCUUUUUGGCUUUGCACGUUGGUGAUUUCAUUUUCACUAUGGCUGCCGGGGGAAUAUUUCUUUUUGUGCUUGAUCGCUUUCUGCGAUUCUGCCAAUCCCGAAGGACCGUUAAUGUAGUCUCAGCUAAGUGCCUUCCUUGUGGAACAGUGGAAUUGGUUGUGUCAAAGCCUCAAAAUCUGAGAUACAAUGCCCUGAGUUUCAUCUUCAUUCAAGUCCGAGAAUUAUCAUGGCUGCAGUGGCAUCCAUUCAGUGUCUCUUCUAGCCCCUUGGAUGGAAAGUAUCAUCUUGCUGUUCUGAUAAAGGUUCUGGGCAAAUGGACAGAAAAGUUGAGACAAAAAAUAAUUGAAGCUGAAGCACUGAAAGAACCGUCUGUGGUAAAAGUUUCCGUCGAAGGGCCAUAUGGACAUGAAGUGCCGUAUCACCUGAUGUAUGAAAAUCUUAUCUUAGUGGCUGGUGGUAUUGGACUUUCACCCUUCCUUGCAGUAUUGAGUGAUAUUCUCCAUCGCGUAAGGGAAGGAAAACCCUGUCUACCAAAAAGAAUUAUACUUGUUUGGGCAGUAAAAAAAUCCAAUGAACUUCCACUUCUUUCGAGCAUUGACAUGGAAGCAAUCUGUCCGUUCUUUGCUGAGAAAGUUAAUAUUGAUAUCCACAUUUAUGUCACUCGGGAAUCGGAACCUCCUCUGGAAGAGGGAUGUGUUUACAAGCCAAUGAGGUCUUCACUCUGUCCUCUGCCCAGUGUUCGUGGCAUGUCUGUUUUGGCUGGCACUGGAGACAACAUAUGGUCUGGACUAUAUGUUAUCUCAUCUACUGUGGGAUUUGUGAUCUUAUUGGGUUUGUUGAACGUCUUCUACAUAAAUCCAUUUGGUGUAAGAAAAUGGUGGUACAAAGGGCUACUUUUUGUGGCCUGCAUGGUUGCAAGUGUUGUUAUCUUUGGUGGUCUGGUGGUUGGUUUGUGGCAUAUUUGGGAAAAGCAAAGUUGUGCAAAGGAAAUAUCCAAUAAUACAAAUAUGAAGGCCGAGAAAAUUGAGCAAAACGGGACUGCAAUUCCCAAGGAUCCAAGUCAGGAAUAUGCUGCAAUUUCAACUGUCACUAGAUAUGGUUCGAGACCAGACUUUAAAGAAAUAUUUGAAUGGGUAUCAGAGAAAUGGGGCCAUGUUGAUGUGGGAGUUAUAGUGUGUGGUCCUCCAGCGCUUCAGUCUACUGUUGCCCAAGAAAUCAGGUAUCACAGCAUAACAAGACAACGCCAUCAUCCCAUCUUCCAUUUUAACAGCCAUAGCUUCGAUCUGUAGCUCCCUCCUUGCAAGUUGGGCGAUCCGUUUUCGUGUUGUAAAAAUACUAGACUUAGUUUGUAGUAUAAAUUAUGCUAUACUUAGGAGUAUCCUUUGGAGUGGAGGUAAUAUAUACUCAAGUCACUAGUGAUGAUGGGCUUAGGUUGUCUGUGUGAGGUACAAGAAUGUCUGGAGUUUUAUAUUGUAAAUAACUAUAUAUUGUAUGGGAAGCUCGUACUGCAAUCCUUUCAAGUAUAUAUAUUGUAUAUAAGUGGACUAGCUUCAAACUGCAAUUCUCAAUAAGAAGUUGAUCUUUCAUGUCAAAA
Neltuma alba is the source of this 2552-nucleotide messenger RNA. RefSeq names its product ferric reduction oxidase 7, chloroplastic-like. Bases 43 to 2247 code for a protein of 734 amino acids. The transcript has 9 exons. Gene Ontology annotation, molecular function: ferric-chelate reductase activity. The record is from RefSeq and is a predicted model, not a curated record. Lineage: Eukaryota; Viridiplantae; Streptophyta; Magnoliopsida; Fabales; Fabaceae. Gene Ontology annotation, cellular component: plasma membrane.